Melampsora larici-populina 98AG31 is the source of this 785-nucleotide messenger RNA. RefSeq lists its product as uncharacterized. The transcript has 3 exons. Lineage: Eukaryota; Fungi; Basidiomycota; Pucciniomycetes; Pucciniales; Melampsoraceae. The coding region runs from base 51 to 785 and encodes 244 amino acids. Gene Ontology annotation, cellular component: mitochondrial large ribosomal subunit. Gene Ontology annotation, molecular function: structural constituent of ribosome. The record is from RefSeq and is a predicted model, not a curated record.
AAGAACAAGAGCAAGAACAAGAACAAGAACAAGAACAAGAACAAGAACACAUGAUGAAGAACCUAUUAAGAAGAUUCUUAUCAACUAAUCUAAAGUACUCUCAUUCAAAUCAAAACUUCAUCAAAUCAAACAUCUCAACAACUUCAAAUCAAACUCAAACCCAAUCCCAAACCCAAUCCCCAAUCUCUUAUGGUGUAACUUAUGUACCACCAUUAAAAAUAACUCGUCAACACACCAAACGAGCUGACUAUGGACUUUAUGAUGGAUUGAAAGUUAAAGCAGGUGAUAAUAUACCUAAAUCUAAACAUCGUACUAAACGAGUCUGGAAUCCGAAUGUACAGAAAUCAAGUUUAUGGUCAGAAGUUUUAAAUCAAUCAUUACAACUCAAACUCACGACUGCUGCAUUAAAAACGAUUGAUAAAGUUGGAGGAUUAGAUCGAUAUGUAUUACAAAUGAGUGAUCAAAGGUUAGGAGGCACAGGUAUAAGGAUACGAGAACUAGUGAUUUCGGCUAUGAAAGCCAAACUUAAAUUAUCAAAAGGAUUUACAAGACCGAUACCUGAAUGCGAAGUAUGGAGAAUUCCUCAAUGGCAAGAUUCGAUUGAAAGAUCAGAUAGAUUGAUCAUACGGAAAAUGGUACCUUCUAUCAAUGUUCAUCAAAUUAAAGUGUUUCCUAGAAGAUUAAAUGUUGAUGGGAAACUUGAGAAGGGGUCUUUGAAUGAUUUGUUUCAAAGAGGUCAGAAAGGUAGUCAAACUUCUAGAAGAUCGACUCAUCCAAGGAGAUAG